UGUAAACAAAAGGCCUUCGGUCGAUCCCAUUUUAUACAAUUUGCUUGUUUUCUGACAGAAACGGCGAUAAAUGAGGAUAAGGAAAUUGGAUAUAUGAAGAUAAUAAGAAAAAGAGUGAAAAUAUCCAUGCAAUAUAGUCUGAUCAGAUUGUAAAACCCUGUAAAAGGAGAAAAAACGAAGAGGUAGAUAAACGGGCUAGCUACUCUCUCUGAUAAUAUUUUUGAACUUCUGUUUAGUUACAUUUAACCAACUCGUCAUGCUUGCCAAGAGGAAGGUAAUUGAAGAAGGGGAUCCCUCGGCCAAAAAACGAAAGCACAAAACGAUAUCAAUGCUCGAAAAGGUGGAAUUACUGCAAAAGUUAGAGAGCGGGACGGCAGUGAGGAGUCUCUGCGAGUUGUAUGGGAUCAGUUCGUCAACUGUCUAUGAUCUCAAGAAACAGAAGGAGCAGAUCUUCAGUUACUUUGCCGAUAAUAUCGGUCAGAAAAGCUUGGAGAAGCGGAAAAGCCUGAGGAGGGGAAAGAGCACGGAAUUGGACACGACACUCCUGCAGUGGUUUAAGCAGAGGCGGAGCGAGGGGACGAGCAUUUCAGGCGAGAUGUUGAUGACGCGAGCCAAAGUUCUGCACAGGGAAUUAAAUCUUGACUAUAGCUGUGAGUAUUCCCAAGGGUGGCUACAGAGAUUUAAAGAUAGGUAUGGGAUUUCGCUUCAUGGUGUGUCUGGGGAGAUCGGACCAGGUGAAACAGAAGCUUCAGCCGUGGAUGAAUGUGCGCAGUUAGAUGACAUUGAAAAGUUGUCACCUGGACAAAUCUGCAAUACUGAAAGAAUUCCUGGUCAAGAUGAUGAAGCGUCUGUAGUAGGAGAGAUUAGUCAUAUUACUAAUUCCUCCAUGGAGGAAUCAUCAACCAUACCAGAACCUACUGAAGAAGAUGUGUCAUUGGCAUCACAUGUGCAUCAUUCAUCAAUCUUGAAGACUCUCUUUGAUGAUUCAACAUUUGCUGAUGUGACACUGACAGCUGAAGGCCAUUUAAUCAGGGCACAUAAGGCAGUGCUGUCAGCCAUGAGUCCGUACUUCAGAGAAGUCUUGCAAGCCAAUCCAUGCCAACACCCUAUCAUCAUCAUGCCUCUUGAUGUACAGUAUGAGAAUCUUCAGGGGAUUAUAAGUUACAUUUAUAAUGGUCAAAUCACAUUACCGUCUGAGAAACUGGCAUCUCUCCUAAAGACGGCUAAAGCUUUACAGAUAUCCGGCUUAGCCAGUGUGGAUAUUAUAGAUGUGAGAAAUGAAGAUGACAAAACUCCAUUCCUCAAGACCGUGAAAAUACAGUCAGAAAUGGAACAUCCAAAUAAAUCUGGCGUCAGUGGCAGAUCCAGCUCGGCCACUAACAGGAGGAAAAAGGCCAGGCUUAUUUCUACAGCACCAUCCAUUGUAUCCAAGGAAUCAUUGGAUAAGAGAGCAAGAAAUGAAGAUUUUUUAAAGAAGAGACCUACUAAUAUUUUUUCAGUGAAGGAGAUCACAAUACCAACUCAAAUUCAAAACAAAUCCUCACAGUUGAGAGAAAGUGACAACUCAGUUUUUCAAGUCAUUCCAAGCAGUAACAUGAGUUCAGAGAAUAAUGUGUGUGAAAAACAGAAAGAGGAACUAGAGGAACUACAGGAGUUACAUGACUCAGAGGACAACAGCCUUUUGCAAGCUGAGAGACAUAGUGCACAACAGAAUGGGUCUAAUUUAACAGAGACAAUAUAUGUUAAAGAAGAACCACUUUUCUAAGGUUAUGAAAUAUUUUAUUAUAUUUUAUAUGUAAAUAACAUGUUGAUAGAGUGUCUAUUUUUCUAUUAUAUGAAAUAUGUUGGCACUGUUUAGCACAUAGAUUUACAGUUUUAUGUCUCUCAAUGUGCCACAGAGUCUUCAUUCCAUGUAUAAUUCCUGUAAUAUAA
This is a messenger RNA of Penaeus chinensis, 1932 nucleotides long. Its product is annotated as protein bric-a-brac 1-like. Gene Ontology annotation, biological process: regulation of transcription by RNA polymerase II. Gene Ontology annotation, cellular component: nucleus. The transcript has 5 exons. The record is from RefSeq and is a predicted model, not a curated record. Lineage: Eukaryota; Metazoa; Arthropoda; Malacostraca; Decapoda; Penaeidae. Gene Ontology annotation, molecular function: protein binding. Bases 257 to 1765 code for a protein of 502 amino acids.